This is a messenger RNA of Aphis gossypii (cotton aphid), 3763 nucleotides long. RefSeq names its product general transcriptional corepressor trfA-like. The coding region runs from base 68 to 2878 and encodes 936 amino acids. Gene Ontology annotation, cellular component: nucleus; transcription regulator complex. Lineage: Eukaryota; Metazoa; Arthropoda; Insecta; Hemiptera; Aphididae. The transcript is spliced from 12 exons. Gene Ontology annotation, molecular function: transcription coregulator activity; protein binding. Gene Ontology annotation, biological process: regulation of DNA-templated transcription. The record is from RefSeq and is a predicted model, not a curated record.
CAGAAAACAUAUAGCCUAAUCUAAUAACUAGUACUUAUCUUGUUAAACAAUAAAAUACUUAAAUAUCAUGACAUUUAAUGUUAUACCUAAGUCUUCAACUAUUACCAAUGCUGUAGCUACACAAGCUUCUUGGGGAAGGCCAUUUAAACGACUACGAACAACUGCGCCUAAGACACCUAAAAGUCAUGAGACGCCUAAAACAUCUGAUAUUCUUAAAAUCUCUGAGAUGUCAGAGAUACCCGAUUCAUCAACCAUGAUAUCUGAGACAUCCAUGAUUCCCGAGAUGUCUCAGACAUCCAAGAUGUCCGAGAUAUCGGACACAUUUAACAUGUCCGAGAUGUCCGAGGAGAUGUCUGACAUCUUACCAAUGAAUGAACUUCUUGGUGAUGUUCCUACUGAAUCAACAUCUAAUCCACCAAUAAAUGAGCUAACAAAUGGUUUAAAGCGAUCUUUGCCAGAUGGAGUAGACAAUGAUCGAGACAGUGAUAUGAAAAAAAAAAUCAGGCUAGUUGAUACAAGCGAAGAUGAACUUGAAGUUACUAGCAAAGAUGAUAGCGGAAAAGAUGAUAGUGAAAAAGAUCAUAUUGAAAUGUUGAUACAAAGAGUUGAUCAAAUUACUGAAUCUCUAGAAACUACAAUAGGUAUAGAAUCGAAUAUUUCCGAUGAUACACAUAAUCUUAACUGUGAAACAAAUCUAUCCUUAAAAAUGGUUAACCAUAAUGGUAACAGUGGUCUUGAUGAUAAACCUUGUAUGGAGGAUUCUUCUGAUAAAAAUACUUUAUGCACAGAUGUAAGUAAGGAUAUUGAGGAUAAACCAACUGAUACAAGCAAUAUUAAUAAUAAUUGUAAAUUUAUUGGAAACAGUGAAGAAACUGAAAAAAAUGGUAAAAAUAAAUUAGUUGAGAAGGAUAUAAUUACUAGUAAUGGUAUUUCUGAUUUGAAUAGAUCGUCCUCAUCAGAUAAUUUAGUUAUUGAUGAAAAUGAUGAUCAUGAAAAUGUAAAUUGUGUUGUUAAUGAUUCUCCGAUAGCAGAAAAAAUAUCUACAACAGUUAAUGAUUCAACUGUAACAGAACAUAAUUUAAAUAAUUCACAUUCUAAGAUAUCUAAUAUUAAAAACAUUGUGUACAGUAAAACAAAUGGUGUAGAACUUGUGCCAGUUAUAGAAAAUAGUAUACAAAGUGCAAUAAAAGGCACGGAAGAAACUAAAACUAUAGAAAGUGAUGAUAGUACUGAGUUUGAUGUUCCUACUAAUUGUAACAAUCAAGAUUUUGAAGUUAUUGAUUCUGAUUCCAGUUCUAAUAUUUCAUUAUCUGAUUUAACUGAUUUACCUGAUAAUAUCAAUAAUAUUAUUCAAGGAGUACGUCAGAUGUCCAAAGAAAGUUUUCCACACUUAUUACAAUUGUUUAGUACUAAAGAAUUGACUUAUGAUCAAUUUGACAGCUUAUGUACACAGAAAAUUAUUGAAAUGAUGACAGAAAGAUUAUAUUGGGGUAAAGAUCGUGCAGAACUACAGUUGUUGAAGGAGAGAGAAAAACAUUGGCGGUCAAAAUAUAUUUCCCUGAAUAGACAAGUUAAAGAGAUCAAGACUAUAAUAAAUCUUCAUAAACUAGACCUAAAAACCAAUGAACAUGCUAAACCACAUAUAAUUACAAGAACGGUUGGUUUGCAAGCAGUAUUAUUUCCAAAAAAGGAAGGUAGCGUGAAGUUACCAAAAUCAGCGAUUCCUAUGUCAAAACCUGAAGAUAAUCCAGUAAAUAUUAUUAGCGAUGAUGAAGAUGAUGUUAUAAUAGAAUCUGCUAAACCAUCAACUUCAAAAACUGAAAAUUCGACUCCGAAAAAGCAAAUAUAUCCUUCUAUUAAUAAAUCCAAAUCGCCUGUUGUAUCUCCUCCAAAAACUGUUCCUAUUGUUCCUGCUGCAAAGUCUUCGGAUCUCACCAACGACACUCUGACAAUAGAUCUAACAGGAAGUGAUGAUAUAACUGAUGCAUCAAAUGUGGAGGAACCAAUAUCACCUUUUAAAGUUCUCCAUCGCCAGAGUCCAGGGAUUCUACCAGCUCAAGUGGGUACUUCUAAUCGAACAGCUGUAUCAAAUAAAGAUACCAUAAGUCCAAAACCUACAAAUCUUAAGCCAUAUAUACUUGAAGUUUCACGUGUUGAUCCUGUACUGGUUCAGCCUUGUACUGUUGCAUAUACUACACAGCGUGUUCCAAUAUCUAACAUAUCUGGAACUUUACAACCAAUACCCACAGUGCCUUAUACACCACGCCAAAUAACGGUGUCUCAACUUUCUGCAUCAUUAAAACCAUUAACUUCUACAUCUUAUACAGCAUGCCAAUUACCGACAUCAUCACGUAUGUCUGGAUCAUUACCUCAGGCAUCUCCAGGAACAACUUUUACUGCAUGCCGAUUACCGAUAUCAAUACAUGCAAUACCUGCUAUUAAUGUAGGACCUCAACUAUCCAGACCACCACCGCCGCCUGCAAUACCAAUAUUGGAACAUCCUGCUCCACUACCCCCAGUUCCAAAUCAAAGGAGUCUUCCUUCAUGGAAAAAAUUACCUCCUGCACCUAAAGUGAGCCUUUCAAAAACAGUUGAAUCAUCACGCAUUCCUCAAGCAUUAGUUCUUUCGUGGAAUAUGACUAUGAAUAGAUUAAUUGCAGACGUAGUAAGUUAUCAAAUAUAUGCUUAUCAAGAGGUCCCUAAUCAACCACCUAAAGCUGAAUUGUGGAAGAAAAUUGGCGAUGUUAAUGCUCUUCCUUUACCCAUGGCUUGCUCACUUACUCAAUUUUCAAGUGGUGAAAAAUAUCAUUUUGCAGUAAGAGCUGUUGAUGUUUACUCACGUAUUGGGCCAUUUAGUUUACCACAAAGUACAACAUGAAUGAUUUUAAAUGUUUGAUAUUAGCAAGUUAAGUAUUAAUAUUCUAGCACAACGUUUCUUUUAUCAUGAGGUUAUUAUUUGGGUUAUAUCCAUGCUAAAUAACUUAAUAAUUAACCCUUACAAAUGGUUAUUAUUUUAUUUUAUUUUUUUUUAUCUUUGUGACCCAUUAAUAGUGAGAUAAUUUUUCUUUAAAAUUCUUUAUUUUUGUAUAUAAAAUAAAAAAAAUAUUACAAUUUUUUUUUUUUAUUGUUUAAAUAAAUCAAAAUAAUAUAAUUUGACUUCCACUAUUAUAAUAAUUGAAUUAUUUUAAUUUAAAAAUUCACAGUAAAUACAAAUUGUACAUUCAAUUGUACUGAUGUUUUUAUAUGUAUAUAUUAUUAUUCUAAUUUAAGAUAAUUUAAAUAUUUUUUGAGUAUCAACUAUAUUAAAAAAUAAAUUGAUAAAUAGACUACAAAUAUUUUAAAAUUUAUCCACUGUUUUAUAACAGCUUAAGUUGUUGUACAAAAUAAAUAUGAAAAACUAUUGAGUGUUUUACAGUGUUAUUUUUUUAUAAUAUAUUGUUAUGAAUUAAUGAUGAUUUGUUAUUGAAAAAACACCCAUUUUUUUUUAUUACCUAAGCAAGUAAAACAUUGUGUAUGUGUAAUUCUAUUGAAUAGCUAUUAAAUUUAUUAUUGAUUAUGGAAUAUGUUAUUCAUUAUCAUGAUUGGUCAUUUAUUGUUACAUUAACGUGCAGACAUUUUUUUAUUUCAUAAACUAAAGCUAUUUGUUUAGAGGAUUACUUUUAACACAAGCAUAUUUUUAUUCUUUUCAAUUAGUUUCUGAUUUUUAAAUUAUACACUAUUGUUUUUUACUUAACUGAAUAAAUGUUUGUAUUUAUAUGCCACU